AUGCGACGUUUUGAGAGGAUUUACGAUGUCGUCGAAUCCGUUGAGGAUUAUCGGAUUGGCGGUUAUCACCCUGUGCAUUUGGGGGAUUUGUUUCACCAGAGAUACGAAAUCAUUGGGAAAUGGGCAUUUGGUCAAUUUUCUACCGUGUGGCUCGCAAGAGACCAGAGGCUACAAAGAGAUGUCACUUUAAAAAUUGUGAAAAGUGCCGUCUCGGAGGAUAGCAAAGAGCUUUCUAUUCUCAAUGAAUUGUCGCAUUCGAUAACACCUCAUGCCGGCAAGGAGCAUGUUAUCUCGCUUCUGGACCACUUUGAACACGAAGGCCCGAACGGCUUGCACCUUUGUCUUGUGUUCCCUUUAAUGAUGUCCGAUGGUGAGGCAAUAACAAUCCGUGGGAAGGCUCGCAAUGUAAGCUUUGUACGGGCAGUAUCAACACAGAUUAUCCUUGGCUUGGAUUUCCUUUAUCAGAACAAUAUGAUCUAUGGCGAGGGUGUACUGAUUAUUCUAUUAGAUUUGCAACCCGCUAACAUUCUAUUCACCGUAAAGCAAGCCCAGUGUCGGGAUUUUUUGGUACCUCCAGAGUUUAGUCCCGUUCGUUGGCUACCUGGAAUCACGGCAGACUCCAGUGCUCCGCGGUAUUUGAUGACCUCCUAG
Messenger RNA from Penicillium verrucosum, 651 nucleotides. RefSeq lists its product as uncharacterized. The record is from RefSeq and is a predicted model, not a curated record. The transcript has 3 exons. Gene Ontology annotation, biological process: protein phosphorylation; spliceosomal complex assembly; regulation of mRNA processing. Lineage: Eukaryota; Fungi; Ascomycota; Eurotiomycetes; Eurotiales; Aspergillaceae. Gene Ontology annotation, molecular function: protein kinase activity; ATP binding. The coding region runs from base 1 to 651 and encodes 216 amino acids.